This is a messenger RNA of Musca domestica (house fly), 490 nucleotides long. Its product is annotated as cuticle protein 16.5. The transcript has 2 exons. Lineage: Eukaryota; Metazoa; Arthropoda; Insecta; Diptera; Muscidae. The record is from RefSeq and is a predicted model, not a curated record. The coding region runs from base 57 to 350 and encodes 97 amino acids.
CAUAAUUCAACAGUUGUUGUGUUCACAGAAGCUGAUAUCCUUUGACAAUUCCAAAAAUGUUUAAAUUUAUCCUUGUAGCUUUCGCAAUGAUUGCCAGCGCUAUGGCUGCUCCUGGUUAUGUGGCUGGUGGUUAUUUGGGUGGACAUGCCAUUGCCGCAGCACCUGCCAUUACGUAUGCCAAUACCUAUGCGGCUCCCACCAUUACGAAAAUUGCUGCUGCUCCUGCCGUCGCCUAUGCUGCUCCUGUCGCAAAAGUCGGCUAUGCUGCACCAGCCUUAGGCUUAGGCUAUGGUCAUAAUUUGGCUUAUGGUGGUUUGGGUUAUGCCCAUGGUUUGGGUCAUGUUUGGUAAAAUGGAAGAAAUAAUGAAUGAAUCCAAGAAUUGAAUACGACAAAGUUGUUAUCCUCGAAACGCUUAUUUAUCGAAAUUAUUUAUUAUUAUCAUUUGAAGCAUUAUUUUGAAAUUUCCUCGAUUUAAAUAUAUAUAUUGAA